AUGGAUGUUGAUGCAGAUGGCUUUAGGCCUGUUUUAUGGAUAAAUAUAGUCGAAACGUCCUUCGAAGGACCGAUGAAUUCAUCACUGUCCCCACCUCGGUGCCUGAUAGUUGACGAUAAUUUGAAUGAUUACGAAAGCGAUGGCAAUCAUCCCAUGAAUGUGGAAGAUGACUGUGUGCAUAUGGAAGAUGUUUCAUCGGACUCACAAGAUGUGGAAGAAGACUAUGGAACGGGAUCCCAACCACUCAAAAUUUUACUAGACGGAGCAGUGGUGAGGCUGUCUUUUGAUUAUCGUAUGGAGAAGAGCUGCACUAAAUUAUUGAAGGUGAAAUGCGUAUCUCCUAGUUAUGACUGGUUGUUAAGGGAAAGGAAGUAUGAAACCUCAGACAGAUUUCACAUAUACAAGUAUGUCGUGGAGCACACGUGCGGUGUUGAGCACGCCACCCACAAGCACAAGAAAAUGACAUCCGAAUUGAUUGCUUCACUAUGCGUAAAUUAUUUUUGGGAUGGUAAGGGUCCAAGCAUAAAUGAAAUUCAAAGGAUUGUGUUAAAGGAGUUGCAUUGCCAUGUAAGCUACUGGAUGUGUUGGAAAGGAAGUGUAAUUACGAAGAAUAUUAUUUGCGGGACACCGAAGCACGGAUAUGCUUGUUUGCCAGUUUUUUCCCAUAUGGUGGAGUUGUUGAAUCCAGAGUCUUCCUACUCUAUCAUGGUAAACCAGAUUGAUGGAUCGUUUGUUUACUACUUCUUAGCAUUUGGAGCUUACAUAUGGGUAUAUGCGUACAUGAGAAAGGUAUUUGCCAUUGAUGCACAUUUGUAUGGAAAGUACGGGGGCGUGUUGCUGAGUGCAGUUGCACAGGACACCGAAAAUCACAUCUUUCCAAUUGCCUUUUGCACAUUAGCAUCGCCAAUUCCUUCUCUCGGGUAUACAGUCGUGCACAUCACGGACUUUUCAUGA
Messenger RNA from Capsicum annuum, 954 nucleotides. RefSeq lists its product as uncharacterized. The coding region runs from base 1 to 954 and encodes 317 amino acids. The transcript has 3 exons. NCBI's taxonomy places the organism in Eukaryota, Viridiplantae, Streptophyta, Magnoliopsida, Solanales, Solanaceae. The record is from RefSeq and is a predicted model, not a curated record.